Messenger RNA from Mus caroli (Ryukyu mouse), 654 nucleotides. The record is from RefSeq and is a predicted model, not a curated record. Lineage: Eukaryota; Metazoa; Chordata; Mammalia; Rodentia; Muridae.
AUGUCUGCUCUCUCUGAUCUGGAGAUUGUGGCCCAAUCAAUAUCAUUUAUUUUUGCUGGCUAUGAGACCACAAGCAAUACGCUUUCGUAUAUUAUGUAUACACUGGCCACUCACCCUGAUGCCCAGAAGAAACUCCAGCAAGAAAUUGAUGCAAUUCUGCCCAAUAAGGCACCUGCCACUUAUAAUGACCUGGAAAAGAUAGAAUAUCUGGACAUGGUGAUCAAUGAAACUCUGAGAUUAUAUCCAAUUGGUGCCAGAAUUUCCAGACUUAGUAAGAAAGAUGCUGAAAUCAGUGGUGUGUUCAUUCCCCAAAAUACAGAAGUAGCUGUACCUAUCUUUCUUCUUCACCGAGAUCCAAAGUACUGGCCAGAGCCUGAGAAAUUUUGCCCUGAAAGGUUCAGCAAGGAGAAUAAAGACAGAAUCAAUCCUUAUGUAUACAUGCCUUUUGGAAAUGGUCCUAGAAACUGCCUUGGCAUGAGGUUUGCUCUCAUUACCAUGAAGCUUGCUGUUGUCAAAAUCUUCCAAAACUUUUCUGUGCAGCCCUGUGAGGAAACAGAGAUUCCUUUGAAAUUAAGUAAGAAACUGAUUCUUUCUCCAGAAAAACCCAUUGUUCUGAAAGCUACAUCAAGAGAUGGAGCCAUAAAUGAAGGCUGA